Messenger RNA from Camellia sinensis, 1302 nucleotides. NCBI's taxonomy places the organism in Eukaryota, Viridiplantae, Streptophyta, Magnoliopsida, Ericales, Theaceae. The record is from RefSeq and is a predicted model, not a curated record.
AUGAAUUCUUGGGCAGUUGGAAUGAGUACUACUCAACUUAGUGGAUCCUUCAAUGCAUUUUUGAAGGAUUAUCUGAAUUGUGACCAUAACUUGAUGGAGUUCUUCAUGCAUUUUGAGAGGGUGCUCUAUAAAAAGAGGUAUAAAGAAUUGGAAACCGAGUACAAUUUGUCCCAAAAAUUGUCGAGGGUUUCAAUUCCAACUUUGAGGUUAAAGCAAGUGGCAGAGAUUUACACCAAAACAAUUUUUGAGGAAUUCGAAAAUGAGUACGUGCAGUCCAUUGAAGCAUUAAUUAUAGGCACUAUUAAUGAUGGUGAGAGUACCAUAUUUACAAUAAGAACAGUGGUAAAUGGGAAAAAAGAUAAGAAUGUGACAAUGGAUAAAGAUGGUUCUUUGAGUUGUAGCUGCAGGAAGUUUGAAGUGAAGGACAUAUUGUGUCGACAUUGUGUGAAGGUGCUUAGAGAUAUAUUCAAUGCAACGGGACUUCCUCCACAAUAUAUACUCAAACAAUGGACUAAAAAAGUAAGGGCUGAAAGUGUGAAAGAUAGACAUGGGUAUGAAGUGAAGGCUGAUGUGAAACUACAUCAAAGCGAUCGAUAUCGGUCAUUAGUGACUAUGUUUAGAGCAAUAGCGAGUAGAGCCACUAAAAGUGAAGAAACUUAUCAUUUGUCAGUUUCAAAAGGUGAAGAAUUGAGUGUAAUGGUUGAAGACAAAUUAAGUGUCCACAUUUGUAGUCAAGUGGAGGUAACUGAUUUGAGAAAUUCGUCAAGUAACACAUGCCCACAGAGUGAUGAAGUAGAUUGUCUAAUUCAAGCUAAGGGACUCAAGAAAAGAGAAUCAACUAGUAAGGGAAGAAGGAGGAUCAAAGGUGGGAUGGAAAAAUCUAUUGCAAAAAAGAAAAGCGAAGAAAAGCAUGGUGCUGCUGUUUAUACUCCCCAAUGUCAAUCUCAGCCUCCUUUCGGCAUGGGAAAUAAUUCUAUUCAGGGUGUUGCCGUUUAUACUUCCCAAGGUCACUCUCAACCUCGUUUCGUCAUGGGUAGUAAUUCUAUUCAGGAUCAUGGUCAUGGUGCCUAUAUUUUUCAAUCUCAACCUCAAGCUCAAGUUGUCAUGGGUGGUACAUGUGGUCCUCCUCUUAUGUAUGGUACAUAUGAUGGAAAUAACACGCCUCGGUCAAUGCUUUUUGUCUAUCCCACUCACACAUCCUUUCAGGAGUUGCUUCAAGAUACAAGUGUUCAACACUUUACAGUCCAAGUCUCGCAAGCCUCACAUAGUCCUGCUGACAGUCAUGUAGAUGGACAUCCCUGA